AUGGCUGAAAUUAUUGAAGAGCAGGAACCGGAAAUCGAGGAAUGUGUUCCUGAAGUUGAAGAAGUCAGUGAAGUGAUGAAUGAAGAAAGUUUCUUUGGUGAACCGACUAUGGGUUUUUGCCCACAGUACGAAGUUGAACAAACUCCGGUUCAAGAGACCAUUGAUGUCUCAAAGGAAAUGAAUGAAGAGACUUUGAAAGAAAUAGCAGACAAAGCUCUUAUGGUCAAUCUGCAAGAGUCAGGAAAGAAGUCCGAGUCCGAUGACAAAUCAGAAAGUGAGAAGUCCGAGUCCGAUGACAAAUCAGAAAAUGUGAAGUCCGAAUUAGAAGAGAAAUCUGAGUCUGAGUCCGAAGACUUUGGUAAAUCGGAAGGUAAAAAUGAUAAACAAGAAAAUGUGUUUAAAAAAGGUGAUCCAAUUCUUGAAAAGCCAUGCGAAAACUGUUUGAAACCAUGCAUGGAUUGUCUUGAAAAAAACAAACAGUUUCAAGAGUUGAAAAAGUUUAACGACAAAUUAAAAUUUAAUUUUAAUGAUGUUAAAGAAGCUUAUGACACUCUGUCACGAUCAAUUAAAAUGAUUCAUAAUGAAAGUAAAGAAAAUGAUAAAAUUGCUAAUUUGCUCAAAGCCACGGUCAUGGAAAAGCAAAUGUCGAUUAACAUCCAUCUGGAUACAAUUGCGUCUCUAAAGAAGGAACUUGAACUGAUGCGCAUUGAGACAGAAAGAGUUGACAAAAAGUUGAUCAGUUAUCUUUCAUCUUCAUAUGUGAUUAUUCAUAUCAUUCCUCAACAAACUGAUUUCAAAAACGUUCCACCCCCAAUGUGGAAUAAUUAUACUCAGAAAUAUCCAGACGGGGUGGAGAAGGCAUUGAAUCUCAAACUGAGAACAGAGGAGAAUGAGUUACCGGAAAACAUAGAUGUUACAUUCUCUCCAUCUGACACCGACAACGAGUCACAACUGGUUAAAACAGUUGUAGACCAAGUGUUGAAUGAAGAAAGUGAUAACACUGAUUUCAAAACGGUUAAAACUCAUUUUGAGAAUUCUAGUUCAGAUUCUGAAGAUGAUGGAAACUUUCUUGAUAAGUUUAUCCCAAAGUUAGAUAAAGUUUUGGAUGACGAUUCGAUCAUUGUGGUUUACACGAUGACCGGAACUGACAAACUGUAUGCUUAUUUUGAGUACCCGAUUCAGAAUGCGAACCUGGAAAAGGUUGAAAAAGUUUUUAAACUUGUGGAAAUUGAUAUCUCAGAAGUUAACAACAAUUCGUUUCUAUCAAAACCAAAAAAAUCUUUUGUUAAACAACCGACAAACAACCCAUGA
Molecule: messenger RNA, 1311 nt
Organism: Helianthus annuus (common sunflower)
Lineage: Eukaryota; Viridiplantae; Streptophyta; Magnoliopsida; Asterales; Asteraceae
Exons: 3
Coding region: 1-1311 (436 amino acids)
Source: RefSeq, a predicted model, not a curated record